UCGGUUAAAAUACGUCUUGUGGUUCAUUUGAGAGUAGUUAUUUGCUUUUGAUAGUAAUUAUUAUAUUAAAAAUAAUAGGUACAGUUUAUUCUAAUUAAUAAUAUCAAAUGGCUAAAAUAUUUAUUUUGUGCGUCACUUUAGCCGCCUUAGUGGUUAUCGCUGAUUCUAAAUCUUUAAGCCAUACAGAGGAGAUUUGCCACGACUGUGCCGAAGUUGUAGGAACUGAAGAGAAGGCCUAUAAGCGAUCAAAGAGAGAUCAUGAAGGUCUGAAAUUUGCUAAAGAUCUCACACUCGGUAUUUUAGGUACCACCUGGAACGGCAUCGUAGAAGUGAACAAACUCAAACAGCCAAGACCGCGGCCAAUAAUAGUUGGUCCCGGGAAUGGUAACACUAAUCGUGUAAUGAUCAACAAUCCAUAUGGUUACAACGGCUACUACGAUGAUUACAACGGUGGGAGCAACUUUAAUUACAGAAACCCACAAAACUACAACUACUAAUACUUAGUCAAUAAUAAAUUCAUUCAACGCAAUUCCUGCUACAACCAAUAUCUCUAUGUACUUCACGGUGCAAUGUCUGCAAUAGACCUCUAUGUCUUAGCAGCGAAUCGAAGCGAAUGUCUACAAUUUUACAUAGCAUAUCUCCACUACGUGAAAC
Messenger RNA from Maniola jurtina (meadow brown), 654 nucleotides. RefSeq lists its product as uncharacterized. Lineage: Eukaryota; Metazoa; Arthropoda; Insecta; Lepidoptera; Nymphalidae. The transcript has 4 exons. The record is from RefSeq and is a predicted model, not a curated record. Bases 108 to 497 code for a protein of 129 amino acids.